Molecule: messenger RNA, 991 nt
Organism: Papaver somniferum (opium poppy)
Lineage: Eukaryota; Viridiplantae; Streptophyta; Magnoliopsida; Ranunculales; Papaveraceae
Product: 40S ribosomal protein S9-2
Exons: 3
Coding region: 133-726 (197 amino acids)
Biological process (GO): translation; positive regulation of translational fidelity
Cellular component (GO): cytosolic small ribosomal subunit
Molecular function (GO): structural constituent of ribosome; rRNA binding
Source: RefSeq, a predicted model, not a curated record
AGGGUUUAGGGAUUUUCACAUUUUUAUAUAAUAAGUUCGCACACACUCAUUAUCGUCUCUUUCUGCUCUCCCAAUCUCCAUAUCCUCCUGCAAGCAGAAGAAGGUCGCAAAGCUUCCAGCGACCUUGAAGCCAUGGUGCACGUUAACGUCUACAGAAACUAUGGCAAGACAUUUAAGAAACCUAGACGUCCUUAUGAGAAGGAGCGUUUGGAUGCUGAAUUGAAACUAGUUGGUGAGUAUGGAUUAAGAUGUAAAAGAGAAUUGUGGAGGGUUCAAUAUGCUUUGAGUCGUAUCCGUAAUGCUGCUAGAGAACUGCUUACCCGUGAUGAGAAGGACCCACGCAGGAUCUUUGAGGGUGAGGCUCUUCUCCGUAGAAUGAAUAGGUAUGGACUUUUGGAUGAAAGUCAGAACAAACUUGAUUAUGUCUUGGCCUUAACUGUGGAGAAUUUCCUUGAACGUCGUCUUCAAACACUUGUGUUCAAGUCUGGUAUGGCAAAAUCCAUUCAUCAUGCUCGUGUUCUCAUCAGGCAGAGACAUAUCAGGGUUGGGAGGCAGGUUGUAAACAUUCCAUCUUUCAUGGUUAGAGUUGAGUCUCAGAAGCACAUUGACUUCUCUCUCACAAGUCCUCUUGGUGGUGGGCGUCCUGGUAGAGUUAAGAGAAGGAACCAAAAGGCAGCUGCCAAGAAGGCUGCUGGUGGGGAUGGUGAUGAGGAGGAUGAGGAAUGAGUUUUAUGCCCCCAGUAGUGCCAUGAUUACAGAAACAGUUGUUUAUUUGACUCGCUUUGUCCAGUUUAGGCCUUAAGUACUGGAUUCUCUGCAUUCUUCUUCUGUUAUAAGCAUACGUUGGUUGCUCUGAUGCCCUUAACAUUAGAAGUUAUAUUUACAAAACCUAACUUUUUGAUGGAAUUUCUUUCCUACACAGUUGUCUUUUGCAACUAAUACUUCAGUUUAGUCAAUCUUGUGACUUAGAAAAGAAUCUCGCAUAUUCUAA